UUAAUCUUAUGAAUUUGAUGCUGCUGUCAGCUGCCAAAUUAAACAUUUUUAUAAUUAUAUACCUCAAAGAAAUCAAAAAAAAAACUAAACUAUGCAACAUGGAUUCUCACAAUCUCAUCAUCACACGAAGCGGUCGAGUAGUACGUUCACCUGCACAGAUUGAUCGCGAGGAAAGCAGGGAGCAAUGUGUGGUAAAUAAAGACGAGGGGACUCUUGAUAACAUGGGAUCUGGAAUUAGUCAAAAAGAGCAGUCGAGAUUUCGUAAACUCAUCUAUCUGGAUUUAAGUGAACCUGCGGCCAUCGUAUACCAUGAACCAGCAGCUGCUGCUGUAGUUGAUGAAGAUGUUGAGCUGAAAAGAUGCUUGGACAAGUUUUUGGGAUUAGCCGAUGCGCGCCGUCCACUAUAUAAUUCGAGGGAAUCUCUUGAGGCAAUGGAAGAGUCUGCGCACACUGAUCUAUGGCCUACCAACGCAGUGCAGCCAGAGCCAGGGCCAGAGCCAGAGCCAAAGACAUGGCGUCAGCAGCUGCCACGAGUGGAGCUGGUGCUAUUUAAAUUGCUGAAGCAGAAACUAUUUGAAGACAAUGUGCUGCGCAUCAAUGCCAACUACUUUGAGCAGCAAACGCCGCAGCAGCUCAAGGAGCCCAUCGAAUUGAGCGCCCUGCCCAGCGAGGCGGAACGGACCCGUAUUUGCUGCUGGCACAAGAGACUGGUGCAACAAAUCCUGGAGCAGCAGCUGCACUACUAUAGCUUCCUGAGCUCGCUAAGUCCGGACACGCCCCUUGCCCUGUGUCAUCCAUUUGCGCUCAGCUAUCGCCAGGAGAGCUUUGACAGCUGUAAAGCGCGAUUGGCCAAGUCUUUGUUUAGCCUGUUUAACCAUGUGAUUUUCUAUUGUGGCCUGCGGCAGUGCAUCGAGUGGCAGCAGAACAGGAAGCAGCCCAGCAGCUGUGUCCUUAGCCUUGCGGCUGAUAGGCAGCGUCGCGCACGCUUUCAGCUCUCGGCAAAUAUUCGAGAGUCCAGCAUGCUUAUUGAGACGCUGCUGCAUCAGAUGUGCCACGCGGCUGCAUAUAUAUACAAUGGUGAAACUGCACAUGGCCACAACACGCAGAAGUGGGCCUAUCGCGCCAAGUCCUUGCUGCCGCAGCUGCCUCUGCUAGCUGACUGCACGGCUUGCUAUAAGUACAGCUGCGUCCUGUGCCGCCGCAGCUCCUAUGGCAACAUUCGGUUUCAGGGUAAGCGAAGGCUGCUGCGCUGCUACCACUGCCAAUUCGAGCUGGUCGUGAGUGCCUGCAGCGUUAACAGUACACACGAGCUGCCGCUUGGCGUACAGCAGGAGACGUCCCACAUGAUCUUCAUACGCGCCCACUACUUGAAGUGUGAACAGAGCGGGCACAGCUCCAAGAUGCGCGCACUCAAUGCGCAGUACAUCCAAAUGUAUAAACUGUAAAGGGCAUGGCCUUAACAAUUUUUAUAAACUUUUAUUAUUUAUUUAUUUUAUUUAUUUAAAA
Messenger RNA from Drosophila montana, 1506 nucleotides. RefSeq lists its product as uncharacterized. NCBI's taxonomy places the organism in Eukaryota, Metazoa, Arthropoda, Insecta, Diptera, Drosophilidae. Gene Ontology annotation, cellular component: nucleus. Bases 9 to 1445 code for a protein of 478 amino acids. The record is from RefSeq and is a predicted model, not a curated record. The transcript has 4 exons.